ACAACUCAUGGGGCCCCCGGGCAAUAGCGGAUCAUGGGGCCCCUCAAGUACACGUUUGCACACUGGUACUGACCAGGGGCGGACUGACAACUCAUGGGGCCCCCGGGGCAAUAGGGGAUCAUGGAGCCCCUGUGCCCUUGCCCAACUCAAAAAAGCCUAUGAAAAAGGUACCAGGGGCAUCUCAUGGGGCCCCCUACUGACCCCGGGCCCUAGGGCAGUGCCCGAGUUUCCAAAUGGUCAGUCCGCCACC
Staurois parvus is the source of this 250-nucleotide messenger RNA. The record is from the annotation of a GenBank genome assembly. Lineage: Eukaryota; Metazoa; Chordata; Amphibia; Anura; Ranidae.